Molecule: messenger RNA, 1141 nt
Organism: Brassica oleracea var. oleracea
Lineage: Eukaryota; Viridiplantae; Streptophyta; Magnoliopsida; Brassicales; Brassicaceae
Product: probable NAD(P)H dehydrogenase (quinone) FQR1-like 2
Exons: 2
Coding region: 96-893 (265 amino acids)
Molecular function (GO): NAD(P)H dehydrogenase (quinone) activity; FMN binding
Source: RefSeq, a predicted model, not a curated record
CACUAUUUAGAGUGUUUGAUUAGUUUUGUUUUUAUUUUUAUUUUAAAAAUUAAAUAGAUUUUAUCGUUGACGGAAGCUUGGGGGAGAUUUUCACGAUGGGGAAAGGAGGCGGAUGCGUUCCCAGCAAGAAGAAGAAGCCGUCCUCUCUCGCCACCACCACCACCGCCGGCGAUGGAAUCGACGACGACGGCGCCGCCAAUGCUCCGAUCCCAAUCGAGGACGAUCAGACGACGAACACCGCCGGAACAACGACCCCAUCGAUCACGGCGAGGACGAUCGGUCCGCCGCUCAAGAUCUUCGUCGUGUUCUACUCGAUGUACGGACACGUGGAGAGCCUGGCGAGGAGGAUGAAGAAGGGAGCGGACGGCGUGGAGGGAGUGGAGGCGAGGCUGUACAGAGUACCGGAGACGCUUUCCGCGGAGGUCGUCGAGCAGAUGAAGGCGCCGGCGAAGGAUACGGAGAUCCCGGAGAUCACGGCGGCGGAGUUGGCGGAGGCUGAUGGGUUUCUGUUCGGGUUUCCGACGAGGUACGGGUGUAUGGCGGCGCAGAUGAAGGCGUUCUUUGACUCGACGGGACAGCUGUGGAAGGAGCAGACGCUCGCCGGGAAGCCGGCUGGGUUCUUCGUGAGUACGGGGACUCAGGGAGGUGGACAAGAGACUACUGCAUGGACAGCAAUAACACAGCUGGUGCAUCACGGGAUGCUAUUCGUCCCCAUAGGCUAUACUUUUGGAGCAGGAAUGUUCAAGAUGGACUCCAUCCGUGGAGGGUCACCUUAUGGAGCUGGUGUGUUCGCUGGUGAUGGCUCAAGAGAAGCUACGGAGACAGAGUUGGCUCUUGCUGAACAUCAAGGAAACUACAUGGCUGCAAUUGUCAAGAGACUUGCACAACCUUGAGAAGAAUUACAAAAAAACAACUUUGGUGGCUUCUUUAUUUUCUUGUUUUAUUUAAUUCUAUCCAUUUUUUUCUGAGUGUUUUUGAGUUUUGCCAUUCUCGGAAGAACAUUGAACCUAUCAUAAGGUUCUUACGUCAAUGGCCGUGUGUACAUGCUUCUUAUUUUUAUUACAAUUCUCUCUUUGAUUGUUCUCCUCCACAAAUGUGAAUUCCUGUCAAAAAUAAAAAAGGUUUAUUGUGUGUUCUUUUA